CGGGGGGGCGACCCGACUGAGCAGGCUCCCUGGGCCGGCGAGGAAUGAGCAGCGCCUGUGACAACCGUUACAGCAUCGUGUCCUCGCAGGAAGACGGGCUGAGGCUGGCAACCAUGCCAGGGAUCAAUGGCUACGGCAACGGGAAAAUCCACACCAGGAGGAAGUGCCGCAGCCGCUUUGUGAAGAAGAAUGGCCAGUGCAACGUGCAGUUCGCCAACAUGAGGGACAAGCCGCAGCGGUACAUCGCGGACAUCUUCACCACGUGCGUGGACGUGCGAUGGCGCUACAUGCUGCUCAUCUUCUCCCUGGCCUUCCUCACCUCCUGGCUGACCUUCGGCCUGGCCUUCUGGCUCAUCGCGCUAAUCCACGGGGACCUGGUGAGCCCUGUAGGGGACGAGGGGCCCAUGCCCUGCGUGUCGCAGGUGAACGGAUUUGUCGCCGCCUUCCUGUUUUCCAUCGAGACCCAGACAACCAUUGGGUAUGGGUUCCGCUGCGUGACGGAGGAGUGUCCGCUGGCCAUCUUCCUGGUGGUCUUCCAGUCCAUCGUUGGGUGCAUCAUAGACUCGUUCAUGAUCGGGGCCAUCAUGGCGAAGAUGGCCCGGCCCAAGAAACGGGCCCAGACAUUGCUUUUCAGCCACAAUGCUGUGAUCGCCAUGAGAGACGGAAAACUGUCCCUUAUGUGGAGGGUGGGCAACCUGAGGAAAAGUCACAUCGUGGAAGCACAUGUCAGGGCCCAGUUAAUCAAGCCUCGGAUCACUGAGGAAGGGGAGUACAUUCCCCUUGACCAGAUUGAUAUUGACGUGGGCUUUGAUAAGGGGUACGACCGCAUCUUCCUGGUUUCCCCCAUAACUAUACUGCAUGAGAUUGACGAGGGAAGUCCGCUGUAUGGCAUCAGCAGGCAGGACCUGGAGGCGGCCGACUUUGAGAUUGUGGUCAUCCUUGAGGGCAUGGUGGAAGCCACGGCGAUGACCACCCAAGCCCGCAGCUCGUACCUGGCCAGCGAGAUCCUCUGGGGUCAGCGGUUCGAGCCGGUGCUCUUCGAGGAGAAGGACCAGUACAAAGUCGACUACUCGCAUUUCCACAAAACCUACGAGGUGCCCCUGACCCCCCGGUGCAGUGCCAAGGAUCUGGUGGAGAGCAAGUUCCUCGUCCCCAGCACCAACUCUUUUUGCUACGAGAACGAGUUGGCUUUCAUGAGCCGGGACGAGGACGAUGAGGGAGACGACAUUGACAGCAGGGUGUUGGAUAACCCCAGCCCCAACAGCAGCCGACAUGAAUUUGACCGGUUACAGGCGACUUUGGCUCUGGAUCAAAGGUCUUUCAGAAGGGAAUCCGAGAUAUGACCUGUGACUGUUACAAUAACCCUUUUGUCAAAUUAAGCAAUGGGAUUCUGAUCAUCAUGAGUGCCAUAAAAAAAAGCUAAAAAUUGAUUGUAAUGGUGGAGGGAAUUCUCAAAUAUGAAUUUGAAUGGUAGCUGCAAAGCAACAGAAUGAGUUAGCAAUCGAUGUGAGCAAAGAUAGAAUUAUUAUCGUCAUGCUUUUAGGAGAUUAUGUAACAUUAACAAUUACCUUUCCAAUGGAUUUAGACAUUAAUGUAGGAAGUCAAGUAACUGGUUACAGCAAGAUAUUGGAUGUGAAGCACUUUAGAAUGUGUGGAACCGUGAUCUUAAAGGAGAAUAGAUCUAGAACAAAACCAUGAUGUUUAGAUUUGCAAAUAGGCCUUCCAACUUGUCAGACCAGACUUAAUGUUCCUUAGGGUUUUCUUCACCAUUUGACAUUUUACUGGAAAGGAAGUAUCUUUGUAUCAGCUGGCAGAUGGACAGAGAGCAGGGAUGAAAUUACCAAGCAUCAGUGCACAUCAAGUCAGCCACAGAGAGUGUGUGGCUCAGUGCCGGCCAGCACAAUUACCUGUGCACUUAACCAGUGUGGAGAGCUAGACAUUGUAUGAGGUGAAAAUUACACAAAGCUCCUGGGGUGUACAGGAAAAGGUAUCAUUCGCGCGUGGAUUGUCAUAUCAAUGUCGCUCAAGCAGAGUACAUUUUUGUAAAAUUAAAGAUUUUUAUCUUUAAAUACAAAUUGCUUCUAAGAUAAUAUCACUGUACAGACUUAGCUAGACUGUGUUCUAUUAUAUAUGGCCUAGCUAAGGAGAACGCUGUUCCCGUAUAUUUUAUAGAAACACACUCAUAUUCACAAAUGCACACCUAAUCAUUCAUACAGUGAUACAGUUACAUACAGAUUCACAGAUACACAUUUGUAUACGCAUCUACACAGCCGCAUACACUCAGAUACACACAGAUAAACACACAUACAUACACACAUAUACACUCUUGAACACAUAAUGUGUUCUCAUACCCACUCUCAUGCAUGCACACAUGCAUAAGCACUUAUGCUCAUACACGCACCCACGCACACACACACACACACACACACACACACACACACACACACACACACACACACACACACACACACACACACACACACACACACACACACACAGAUACACAUAGGCACUCGCACUAUAUAGUUGGGAAGAAUGGUGUUAUAUACUAUAACCCUAGCAGGAGUGAGUGCUAUGGUUAAUUACUAUCAGGGAGUAAAUUAAAGGGAAGGAACGUCUGAAGGGAGAGUGUUUCUCCACAAUAAAAGAAAUGGAAGGAAUAAAGCUCCAAGGAUCCAAUCCAAGUCUACAUCAGUGGUAAAUGGGAGCCUUGCUUUGAGAAUCGACCAUAUAGUGUCAUAGCAUUACAUCAAGCCUUCUAGCAGAGUUCCUUGCUAGGAAUUGAACCCAACAACAUCACUCCCGCAAUGUCCUUACCAGAAUUUUGGUUGAUUAUUUUGUUUACAAAAAUUCUAAAUUGUGUGGAGAUCCCUCUACAGUACUUGAGUGUUCCUCUCCACCAGGCAGUUUUGGGGUCAACAACAAUGAUGUGGCCAAUCAGAUACCUCGGGGUAAUGUCAUAAAGUGGCAAGAGGUCCCUAGCUGCAGAAAGGCAUGAGAUCUAAUCUGUAGCCACGGGGGUCUAUCAACCAACACAGUUUUAGGGGCAAAGAAAUGGACUCAUGUGCAAUUGUAUUGAUUUUAUUUUCUUCUCUCAAAACAAGAAUUUCUGGUAUUGAUAGUCCAUCCCCAGUUACUCUUCGGGAGCUGGUUGCAAGCCUUCCUAUGUUGAAGCAACCAGUGGGUAAAGGCACCCACAGUGCCUCCGUCACUGUGGAGAGGCUUCAGAAUGCACAGGCCCUUUUGUAAAGAGCAUCAUCUGAGAAUUCAGGUGGGCGAUGCAUGGAUGAGACACUACUUUAACUUCAAGGUACACUUUCCUGCCUGACUUUCCAACCUCUUUAAGCUUUUGUUGAUUAGUGGCACUCUUUAGCAUUUGCCAUGCCUUCUGGGAAGGCACUGUCUUUGACACCUGUUGUGUGAAAUCCUUGUACCUACUAUAGGGGUGUUAUACCACGGGAACGUUUGUGGUUUGUCUCACACUAGGUAACCAUGGUGACAGCAUCAUCAGCUUCUCUGCUGCAGCCUUGCACUUGUGAGACUGUAUUAAUUGCUUUGACCAUCAAUUAUGCUAGACAACCUUGUUGUUUUGGAUGUAGCCAAUAAGCUUAACCCAGUGUUCCCACUAUUUUCGUUUCUUUCCUCUUUGAUUUUUGCGAUACGUCUCAGCAUAGAAGCUUGUGAUUAAAAAUGGUAUUUCUCUUAAAGGGAUAAGGUGAACUUUGACCUCUGUGGAAGUCUUCCUUUUCACCCAGAUUGUAAAUGUAAAGAAUGACUCUGGGUUCUGUUUUAUUUUAUUGGAUGAUCAAAGAAUUUACUAAAUUAAAAAA
Molecule: messenger RNA, 3830 nt
Organism: Amblyraja radiata (thorny skate)
Lineage: Eukaryota; Metazoa; Chordata; Chondrichthyes; Rajiformes; Rajidae
Product: ATP-sensitive inward rectifier potassium channel 12
Exons: 1
Coding region: 45-1343 (432 amino acids)
Biological process (GO): regulation of monoatomic ion transmembrane transport; potassium ion import across plasma membrane
Cellular component (GO): plasma membrane
Molecular function (GO): inward rectifier potassium channel activity
Source: RefSeq, a predicted model, not a curated record